CCACGUCAAUUCCAGCGAUAUACCCUGCUCAGUGAUGAGCUGGUGGCUGCGAAAUUGGAGGUGGAGCAGCUAUCUACUCAACUAGCGGAGGAGAAGACAGAGAAUCGAGCCUAGAGAACUCGUAUGGAAGUUAGGGAAGCUGAGUGGGGAAAGAGGCUCCAAGAUAUGGCGGCAGAUGUGGAGAAGCUUUCGGCCACCAAGGUGGUCGAUUGGACAGAGCAGAGCAGAUAUGGUAUCCAGGGUGAGAGGGUGCAGGGACUCUUUGGCCAGGGAGGGGCGGUAGAGCCUCCCCAACAGAAAGAGAUAAAGAAGGUGUUCCUGGAUCCAACGGAAGCAGAGGCGAGGAGGAAAGCCGAAGAGAAGAGUUUUAGCUUCAAGGCUCUCAUAGAGUUAGCCCCGCAGCAGGUGACCCCUAUGCCGAUCGAGACCCCUGCAAAGGAGCCAACUGAAAGACCCCAAUCUCCACCAGCAGAAAAAGGUUCCGCAGAGGAGUCCCCUACGAUCCUUUUGGAGGUACGGGGAGGUACCCUUACAGGGGCAGUGGUGCCAACUAAGCCUGAGACUAUGGAGGAGGAAACAUCUCGUUUGGACGAGCUAGUGGCAGCCAUGGAGGUAGACAUGCCGCUGGAGAGACCCCAGAGACUAGAUACACCUGAGUAUAGGUCAGGGAACGCGGGCGCACAAGGUAGUGAGGACGCCGGGGCCGCGGAGCCCGCAUCUCAGGGUUGCAUGGGAUUGCCAUUAUGUUACGAGGAGGCCACUGAAGCGGCGGGGGUACCAUCCAUUCCAAACCCCCAAGGGAAGGGGAAGCCCAAAAAGUGGUUUGAUUCGUCCUGUUUCUUUUGCAAGGAAGAUCCUCCUGGACGAGGAGUCAACGUCCUUGGAGGAAUCAGUCACGAUGUCUGAACUCAUUGGGGCUACCAACAACAUGGCAAAGGGAAAGUGCCCCGGUCUAGAUGACCUCCUGUUAGAAUUCUACCAGCGUUUUUGGCCGCUGUUGGCACCGAACCUAUUGAGAAUAUCAGAUUUUGGAUGGCGAGAAAUUGGGACCGAGAACAACGGAAGGAAUCAUAACCCUCUUUUUCAAGAAGGGGAACAAGAGUGAUGUGAGAAAUUAUCGGCCGAUUUCUUUCCUGAAUGUUGAUGGAAUAAUCCACCCCUAAGACACUAACCCACCGCCUGAUCCCAUUCCUAAACAAACUAGUCCACCCGGA
Messenger RNA from Chara braunii, 1214 nucleotides. The record is from the annotation of a GenBank genome assembly. Lineage: Eukaryota; Viridiplantae; Streptophyta; Charophyceae; Charales; Characeae.